AUGUCCAGUAGCAAACGUCAUUCCGUCGCCCCUUCGAGUGGUCCUAAACCCCCCGUCAAUUUCUCAUCGUCCCUGACCAUACCCAAGGAGGCCGUCCUCGUCGGCACGCACUCGAUCACAAUCCAGUCCGAAACGUUGAUCCACCCCCGCGCGCGCUUCAACUCGACCCCCGGCAGCAUCCUGAUUGGCCGAAGAUGCGUCAUCCAAGAGCGGUGCCAGGUCGGCGCGGAGCCCCAGGUGGAGGCUGACGAGGAUGGAGGUUCGUCUCCUUUGGGAGGUGGUGUGACGUUGGGAGACUACGUCGUCAUCGAGGCCGGGACGACGAUCGAGUCGGGGGGCACUGACGUGGGAGAGGGCACCGUCAUCCAGCCUGGCAGCAAGAUUGGUAGCGGUGCCAAGAUUGGCAAGUACUGCACGAUAACGUCGAGAAGUGUUAUAGCACCCCGCGACACUGUGCCCGAUCAUACUGUUGUUUUUGCAAAUGGGAAGCGAAGGCUCGAUCGACGAGCGGUCGAACCACGCAAACUGGCGCUCGUCAAGCAGAUUAGCGUAUCGAGAAAGAUGAUUCGAAGCGACCCCGAGAAGUUCCAGUGA
This is a messenger RNA of Geosmithia morbida, 594 nucleotides long. Its product is annotated as dynactin 6. Gene Ontology annotation, biological process: mitotic spindle organization. Gene Ontology annotation, cellular component: dynactin complex. Gene Ontology annotation, molecular function: dynein complex binding. The transcript has 2 exons. The record is from RefSeq and is a predicted model, not a curated record. The coding region runs from base 1 to 594 and encodes 197 amino acids. NCBI's taxonomy places the organism in Eukaryota, Fungi, Ascomycota, Sordariomycetes, Hypocreales, Bionectriaceae.